Daphnia magna is the source of this 1694-nucleotide messenger RNA. RefSeq lists its product as uncharacterized. Lineage: Eukaryota; Metazoa; Arthropoda; Branchiopoda; Diplostraca; Daphniidae. The record is from RefSeq and is a predicted model, not a curated record. The coding region runs from base 91 to 1302 and encodes 403 amino acids. The transcript is spliced from 2 exons.
UGAGAUUCGCCGUUCGACACAGUCUCGUUCGUUGUUAGCGGUUCGGUUAGGUAAGUAGUGCUCCACUACGAGCAGUCUUCAAGUCCCACUAUGAAAUCUAUUGGAAUUUCAAAGUCUCUCGCUCCAGUCUUGCUGAUUCUACUGCCGCUUGUAAUUGCCGAUGGCUUUAAAGAUCACCAGUUAAAACUAGGAUACGACACCGGAGAAUAUCGCCUAUUGAAAUGGCUAAACAAAAUCAGGGGAACAGAUAGGACCACAACUCAAACAAAAUCCCAAUUCGAACCGAUUAAAAUCGAAACGAUAACUCCCGAAAUUCAGUACAACACGUCAAAUUUCACGCAAACUCAAGUGUUUGAUACUCCUCAGUUAGCCAAGGCAACAUACUCUUCCGUGCCGCAGCCGCUGGAUAAUAAAUCGUCAUCCAAAUCUUCUCUUGACUCUGUUGAAGGACCCGAAACAAGGCCGUUGGUGACAUCAGUGGCAUCUCCUUCCUACAAAGAUUAUUUCUAUUUGAAAUGGUUCCACGGCUCACCAAAAGCAACAUACUUUAAUGAAACUGCGCUUCCAGACGAACCGAUAUCGGUUCUUGACAGCAAGGCGGAACACGGCGAUAAUCCAACAGUAGCACCUCUUCCAGCGAUUCAAAAUUCUCCAGAGGAACCGGCGAACCAGGAAUUUAAUGUGGAAAACAUUGACUUUAGUGACGCAGAAUCGACCGAAUCGGCUUUCCUUUCGAGCGAUUCUAUUCUUGGAAAAGUUUUAGGCAAAAUUAAACAGAUGAUGCCAUUGAAAACACAAAAAUUAGAUAUCGAACCGCUAAAAUUAUACGACGAACCCCCUAAACCGCAGCCUUUUACUCGACCGAAUGUGGUUCAAUUUCCUCUACCCAGCAAUGUACAACAGGUUCACAGUCAACCUAUUAAAGAAGUUAACCCUCCUGUUGUUUCAGUCCAACCCGUCUAUCAUGAAAUAAGCUCAGCUAUCAAACAGUCGCCAGAACAAACAAUUACUUCAACAACUACUGAAAAUAGCCUGCCAACUACGUCUAACAGUCCACCACAACCAAACCCGCCAAGCGAAGAAGAAAGACCAGCUGAACCGUCUUCUACCCCACUGCCGCCUUCUGAUUCCAACAGUGAAUGGCCUGAAACAAAAGAUGAUAUUUCGGAGCGGAUGUCCGGCCCUUUACAGACGAUGUUUUAUUACCCCAGACGACCGACCAACAAUCCAGCACAACUUGAAGAGCCAGCUUAUAGCGCACUAGAAUUGGCUUUUAGCCCACUGGUUCCAGCAUAUCCGUAGGAUCGAAACUUGAAGAUUUAAUCCUUCCUUUUUAUUACAUCGUUGUUUUUAUCAUAAUGAUUUGGUUUACUGGCCAGUUAUAAAUUGAUGUUUCAAUGCUGUCUUUCUAAUAGCAAGAGGGAAGCAGCUUGUUUAACAAUCAGGCGAACUGUUUCGCAUAACUCGGAAUGCUUUUACCCGAUGCCGCAUUUUAUUGAGGCACUUUACCACGAUCUUUACUUACAGGAUUCAUUUUCACGAAUUUUCCCAGUUGAAUUUUUCUAAUAUCUAACUUAAUAACUUAAUGCAUAAUAAUACUAUACUAUUUCUUUGUUAUAUCGUUUUAACAGUAUCCUCAAAAAUAUAUCGUUAUGCUUGCAGUGGCAUUUACCCUGUGGCCUUCAUACAUAAAA